Pectinophora gossypiella (pink bollworm) is the source of this 2103-nucleotide messenger RNA. RefSeq names its product piggyBac transposable element-derived protein 3-like. NCBI's taxonomy places the organism in Eukaryota, Metazoa, Arthropoda, Insecta, Lepidoptera, Gelechiidae. The coding region runs from base 603 to 1880 and encodes 425 amino acids. The transcript has 2 exons. The record is from RefSeq and is a predicted model, not a curated record.
UCCUGCCUACAUAUGUACUGUACAUAGAACAUAACAAUAAAAAAAAUCUAUUAUCGGUUUUAUUAAUGGUAACACUGAGAAUUUGAGACUAACGACAUCUAUUGUUUGUUUGCGUAAGAUAGACAUAAAAAGUUGACAUUUGACAUCUGCCAUUUUUUGCAAAAUGGCGACUGAAAGCAGACGUGUGGCAGUGCGCUCGCGCAGAGUUAUAACAGAUAAUGACAUAUCUGAAGCUUUAAAUGACUCCGAGUUUGACUAUUCCGGAGAAGAUUCGGAUGACGAUCCAGAGUUCAUUCCAUCAGAGAUCAGCCAAAGAGGCAAUGAUCAUCAAAUCAGUGAGUCUAGCAGUUCAGACGAAGAAGACGCUACGUUAAUCACUCCUUCUGCUUCUCCAGCGUUAUCCAGCGAUUCAGUUUAUGUAUCUUCGACAUCACAGUCUCGAUCACGAGGUCGUGGGAGAAGCGUUUCGCGUGGACGUUCUCGCGGUCGUGGGCGUGGACGUGGAACACGAGUUGGAGAUGAUUUUCAGCAGUCAGAACCACCAUCUUUGUCUACUCGACAGAUAGCAAUCAGAAAUCGCGUUACAGUAUCCUCAAAUUGAUAUGUACUGGUCAGAAAAAUGGAAGGUUCCCAUCAUUGCAAUGGCUAUGACAAGAAACAGAUUCUUUUUUAUUAGACUUCGCCUAAAGUGUGUUUACGACAGUGAAGUAUCUGCAGUACAAAAAAUACAAAAAACUUGGAAAAUACAACCACUUUUUCAAAGAAUAUUAAAUGGUUGUCAUGAACAAAACAGGCCUAAAGAAAUGAGCAUUGAUGAAAUGAUCAUCCCUUUCACCGGAAAAUGUCCAAUGCGUCAAUACUGCCCCAACAAACCUAAUCCCGUUGGGUUGAAAGUGUUUGUCCUCGCAACUCCUCAAGGCGUUGUUUGCGAUAUGGUGGUGUAUCAGGGAGACACUACGUUCCCGGAUUUGAUCGGCCAAGGUUUUGGUUUAGGCGAAGCAGCCGUUUUAACUUUAACUCGCACAUUGGUCCCUGGUCAUUUAUUAUUUUUCGAUCGUUUUUUCACUUCUACAAAACUGUGCGAUGAACUAUUGAGACGUGGAUUUCAUGGUACAGGUACCAUUAUGAAAAACAGAGUUCCUAAAAGCUGUGUCUUGACAGAAGAAAAAGUAUUCCGAAAAAAGGCGAGAGGAAGUAGUGAAGUGAAGGUAAGAGAGGAUGGAAAAAUCGCUGUUACAAUGUGGCUCGACAACAAACCAGUAUUAAUGAUGUCCACUUGUUACUGUGAUCAAAACCACGACGAAUGCGAACGUUGGUCUAAAAAAGAUAAGCGAUAUGAAAGAGUUAGAAGGCCCGAAGUUAUUAAAACUUACAACCAAAACAUGGGUGGAGUCGACCUUACAGAUCGCAUGCUUUCAGUCUGCCCAUCGCGUAACCGAACAAAAAAGUGGACAAUUCGUGUUAUAUCACAUCUCUUUGAUUUGGCGGUGGUAAAUGCUUGGCUGCAAUAUAGAGCUGUUCAAAUAGAGAAAGGUGCCAUAAAGAGAAACAUAAUACAAAUGCGUCAGUACAAACUCGAUUUGGGUACAAAACUUAUUGGAGACAAUGAAGAACAAAGUGAUGGUGAAAGUGGAGGUGAAGAGUAUGAAGAGCUCGAACCCAAACACAAGAAACGUAAGAUCCUUAUCAAACCAAUACCUUCCAGAGAACGCCGUAUGAAGUCUGCUGCACACUUACCCGAAUAUAACACUAAACAAUCGCGCUGUAGGAAUAGAGGAUGCUCCAAAAAGACCACAGUUUACUGCAUAAAAUGUGAUAUUUAUCUCUGUUUUACACCAAAUAGGAAUUGUUUUUCCGACUUCCACAAGGAUGCUGAGUAGUUUUUAAUUGAAGCUUUACUUAUACCUAGUUGAUCUCAUGAUUAUGUUCCUCAUUAAUGACUUAAAAGUACAAAAUGUUGAUUAUUGUUCUGUUAUGUUAUAAUUAUAAGGAAGAAUUGUUUAAUUUUGAUAAUUUUUGAAGAAGACUGAUUUAUUUUUGUUUUGUUUCUCAAUUUUCUGAUAGGAGGCUUAAAAUAUAAGUUUUUUUGUUUGCUUUUCAGUA